AUGGCGUCGACUGUAGGACAGACCAUUACUUGCAAGGCCGCCGUUGCCUGGGGGGCCGGCAAGGAGCUCACCAUUGAAGACAUCGAGGUCGCUCCUCCCAAGGCCCACGAGGUCCGCGUUGAGAUUCACUACACCGGUGUUUGCCACACAGAUGCGUACACGCUCUCCGGCAAGGAUCCCGAGGGCGCUUUCCCCAUUGUCCUCGGACACGAGGGUGCCGGCAUCGUCGAGUCCGUCGGCGAGGGCGUCACCAAUGUCAAGCCCGGCGACAGCGUUGUCUGCCUCUACACCCCCGAAUGCAAAGAGUGCAAGUUUUGCAAAUCCGGCAAGACGAACCUGUGCGGCAAGAUCCGCGCCACGCAGGGCAAGGGCGUCAUGCCCGACGGCACGAGCCGCUUCAAGGCAAAGGGCAAGGACCUGCUGCACUUUAUGGGCACCUCGACCUUUUCGCAGUACACUGUCGUCGCCGACAUUUCCGUCGUGGCCGUGCAGCCCGACGCGCCGAUGGACCGCACGUGCCUGCUGGGCUGCGGCAUCACCACCGGCUACGGCGCCGCGCGCGUGACGGCCAACGUGGAGGAAGGGUCCAACAUUGCCAUCUUUGGCGCCGGCUGCGUCGGCCUGUCGGUGGUGCAGGGCGCCGUCAUCAACAAGGCGGCGCAGAUCAUCGUCGUCGACGUCAACCCGUCCAAGGAGGCGUGGGCCAAGAAGUUUGGCGCCACGCACUUUGUCAACCCCAACGACCUCAAGGGCCAGACGAUUGUCGAGAAGCUGGUCGAGAUGACGGACGGCGGCUGCGACUACACGUUUGACUGCACCGGCAACGUCAGCGUCAUGCGCGCCGCGCUCGAGGCCUGCCACAAGGGCUGGGGCGAGAGCAUCAUUAUCGGCGUCGCCGCGGCUGGCCAGGAGAUUUCUACCCGACCAUUCCAGCUCGUCACCGGCCGUGUGUGGAAGGGAUGCGCGUUUGGCGGCAUCAAGGGCCGCUCGCAGAUGGGUGGCCUCGUCAGCGACUACCUCGACGGCAAGCUCAAGGUCGACGAGUUCAUCACCCACCGCAAGACCCUCGGCGAGAUGAACAAUGCCUUUGAGACGAUGAAGGACGGCGACUGCAUCCGCGCCGUUGUCGACAUGCGGAAGCUGUAG
Molecule: messenger RNA, 1146 nt
Organism: Cordyceps militaris CM01
Lineage: Eukaryota; Fungi; Ascomycota; Sordariomycetes; Hypocreales; Cordycipitaceae
Product: glutathione-dependent formaldehyde dehydrogenase
Exons: 5
Coding region: 1-1146 (381 amino acids)
Biological process (GO): formaldehyde catabolic process
Cellular component (GO): cytosol
Molecular function (GO): zinc ion binding; S-(hydroxymethyl)glutathione dehydrogenase [NAD(P)+] activity
Source: RefSeq, a predicted model, not a curated record